This is a messenger RNA of Ambispora leptoticha, 225 nucleotides long. The record is from the annotation of a GenBank genome assembly. NCBI's taxonomy places the organism in Eukaryota, Fungi, Glomeromycota, Glomeromycetes, Archaeosporales, Ambisporaceae.
AUGACCGAUAGAGGCUUAAAUUCGAAUAAUCGUGAUAAUGUUGGUGCGAGCCUCACGUUGACUGGUAACUCCUCAUUAAAAAUGGCAGCACUACAAACAAAUGGCUCGAAAAUGUUUCUUUGCCCGAUUGUCAAUUUUUUGACGCUUCUGAAUGAGUUUGCUAUGAUGGUGAUGAUUUCCUCGAGCGCGGAUUCAUUGAGUAAUAAUUGGGGAUAUGGUCCGUGA